Molecule: messenger RNA, 1223 nt
Organism: Dunckerocampus dactyliophorus (ringed pipefish)
Lineage: Eukaryota; Metazoa; Chordata; Actinopteri; Syngnathiformes; Syngnathidae
Gene: mtx2
Product: metaxin 2
Exons: 10
Coding region: 129-908 (259 amino acids)
Biological process (GO): mitochondrion organization
Cellular component (GO): SAM complex
Source: RefSeq, a predicted model, not a curated record
AUCCUGGCGGACCAGUCAGUGACUGCGAAGCUUGUCCUUAAACUCACAUGAAGCAGAACUGACCUUAGCUCUGUGUUAAGUUUAAACUUCCAAAUACAAGGAUAUUAAAAAGACACGUCAGGGGCAACAUGUCUCUUGCGGCGGACGCCUUCGUGUCACAAAUGGCGGCUGCAGAGCCUUGGCCCGAGACUGCAACUUUGUACCAGCCUCUCAAGGAGGAUCAGAUUCUGCUAUCAGAGUGUGCCUCAUCUCUUGCUGUGCAGGCUUACUUGAGGAUGUGUGGUCUGCCCGUGCAGGUGGUUUGCAAAGCCAAUGCUGAAUACAUGUCGCCCUCUGGGAAGAUUCCUUUUAUCCAUGUGGGAAACCAGGUGGUGUCAGAACUGGGUCCAAUAGUGCAGUUUACUAAAGCCAAGGGUCAUUCUCUGAGUGACGGCUUGGAUGACAUUCAGAGGGCUGAAAUGAAAGCAUACAUGGAGUUGGUCAACAACAUGCUGCUGACUGCAGAGCUGUAUGUCCAGUGGUGUGACGACGCUACUGCUGCUGAGAUCACUCGACCCAGAUACAGCAGCCCGUACUCGUGGCCUCUCAGCACCAUCCUGGCUUACCAGAAGCAAUGGGAGGUCCGCAGGAAGAUGAACGCCAUCGGCUGGGGAGGAAAAAGCCUGGAGCAGGUGUACGAGGACGUGAGUCAGUGCUGUCAGGCUCUCUCUCAGCGGCUUGGAACGCAACCCUUCUUUUUCAAUAAACAGCCGACCGAGCUGGACGCCCUCGUGUUUGGCCACCUCUUCACCAUCCUGACCACCAGGCUGACCAGCACCGAGCUGGCCGAGCGGGUGAGGAGCUACAGCAACCUGCUGUCCUUCUGUAGGCGCAUCGAGCUGACCUACUUUGAAGACAAGAGCUCCUGAAGCACCUGACCGGACAUGAUCUCUCCCGCUUGUACAUAACAUUAAAAGCUGAUAAACUGUCAUUCACACACCCGGCCCUUUAUUUGCUUUCUGCUUGCACAUUGCUGCAUGCUUGCUGGAUGUGCAGAGGAGGCUUCUGGUGACCACAGGAGUCUUCAUUAUCACCUCUAAGCUGUAUUUAUUAUUAUUAAUUGUAUCUAGUUUUUUUCUUUAUUUGCUCCAGAUGUCUCGGAAGCACAAGGUUGUAAUGAUUAAAAGGAUUGAUGUUUUCUUUGUGUAAAUGAAGGUGCCUCCCAAAUAAAAGUUAUGAGUUAA